Leguminivora glycinivorella is the source of this 6315-nucleotide messenger RNA. It is a transcript of the gene chico, whose product is annotated as insulin receptor substrate 1. The record is from RefSeq and is a predicted model, not a curated record. Gene Ontology annotation, biological process: insulin receptor signaling pathway. Gene Ontology annotation, cellular component: cytosol; plasma membrane. The transcript has 15 exons. Lineage: Eukaryota; Metazoa; Arthropoda; Insecta; Lepidoptera; Tortricidae. Gene Ontology annotation, molecular function: insulin receptor binding; phosphatidylinositol 3-kinase binding. Bases 822 to 3431 code for a protein of 869 amino acids.
UUUUCAUUUUAGCUCGUUGAUUCAAGAAAGUUCAUAAAUGGGAACUGCUUGCAGUCUGCGCAAAGGACCACGUUUUGAGCCCUCUACACAGCUAGUUUUUUGCGCAUCGUACUUGAAUAUUUCCGAGUGUAGUAUAGUAUUCCGCCGUACAAAUAAAUGACACGCAAUAGAACCAAUAAAAAACGAUGCGCAGUUUUUAUAAAUCGAGUGAUUGCAUAGACGAAAACUGAACAGUAAAUCUGUAAUUUGGUUUGUAAUAGCCGAGAAGUUUCAUAAAAUCAUAACAGUGCGGGAACUGCAGGAUAGUAGUAAAAUUGAAUGUUUUGAUGUCAUGCAGAGGCAUGACUUCCAUGCCCUGCGAUACGGAAGGGCGUGCGGUGCAGAUUACGUUUACUAUGAAUGAUUUUAUCUCUUUCUAAACUCUAGUGUCUGUGAAUGACCGAGUGAAAUAGCGUACCAAAUUAUGGAUUGAAUAGUGUUGUUGAUGUAUUUUGUUAUUUUCAUAACGUAACGCGAUUAGGAUAAAAUUAUUGUUAUCGUGGCCGCGAGGAAUCAGUGUAAGAGUGGCACGGCGCCUCGGAGCCGCAUAUACGGAACUGCGUCGGUUCGCGAAUCGGGCGUUAGAUUUAUCGUCUGGCGCGUUACUAUUUACGCACUUUUCGAAAAAGAUAGUACGUAUUUUUAGUCGCCGCGCGUGUUUCACGUGAACCGUCGGGAGCGUCUCGUCAGGUCGGGUGACCGCGAUCGCGGAAUUCGUAAACAACCUCAAGGUCGGCGGGCAUGUGCCAGAGUCGCUAGGGCUGCGAUGCGGGCACGCUGACAUGUCUGCGGCGGGCGGGGGCGGCGCGGGCGCCGUGGUGCGCCAGGGGCACCUGCGGAAGCUGAAGACGAUGAAGAAGAAGUACUUCGUGCUGCGAGCGGAGAGUGCGGACUGCUCGGCGCGGUUGGAUUACUACGAGUCUGAGAAGAAGUUUCGUGCUGGCGCGGCGCCUCGCAGAGUUUUACCUCUAAAGAGUUGUUAUAACAUAACGCGCCGCUUGGACCUUAAGCAGAAGCAUGUGAUAGCGCUAUUCACUCGUGAAGAACAGUUUUGUGUAGUGGCAGAGAAUGAGCAAGAGCUGCAUGGCUGGUUGUCUGCUAUCUUGCGACAACACUCUUCUGAUGAGCACAGUGAUGAACUCCUACAUCCUAUCCAACACGUUUGGCAAGUAAACGUACAGAAGAAAGGACUAGGAGCGUCCAAGAACAUCCAAGGGCUGUACAACCUGUGCUUGACGGACAAGACGUUGGCACUUGUCAAGAUCAAGAGCCACAACAACGUCAUCAGCGACCUUGGCAUCCCGGAGAAGAUUGAGUACUCCUUGAAGAACAUUAGAAGAUGUGGCGACUCAGAAUGCUUCUUCUACAUGGAGGUGGGAAGACAAACGGCGACGGGUGACGGCGAACUGUGGAUGCACACAGACGACUCCAAUAUAGCACAGAGCAUGCACUCCACCAUUUACCAUGCCAUGCGCAACUGUGCGAAAGAGACAGAGAACGAGCGGGAUCAUAUCACGAUGCCAAAAUCGGACGAUGAGCACCCUCGCCCUCGGCGGCAGACCGUCUCCGAAGGGCAGAGGCCCCGGGCCGGCCUCUCUAACGAAAAGGGCCUCUGCGUUGACUCAUGCAUUACACAAUGCGUGUGCUCAACGACUUACUCCAUAGAUGACUCGGCGGCGGCCAUUGCGCCUCUCACGACCAACGCCGAAAACCAACCACCGAAUAACUCACUAACCGACAAACCUGAUCAUCCGCGACUCAUUAAACACCAUCGCACCGUCUCGCUGCCCACCGGCUGCCCUCUCUUCCAAGAACCGCUCAAGAUCGUCCACGAACGGACCCGAUCCGCACCUCUGACUGGUGACGAAGUAGAUCGGGUGACCAUAGAGAGGGCCCAACGGCACUCUUCGUGUAAGGCCGUGAAUGGGACGGAGAAGAAAACACAGUGGAGCCGGCGCGCCAGUACGGGGACGCGGUUGUCCAAACUAUCGCCCGCUCAUACAAAGAACGCCACGGGUCCAUUUAGAAAUCGUUGCGACAGUAUGCCUUCGAAGGCGUUUAAGUCUUUGGAGGUCGAGAGACCGCCCACACGCCACUCGGAGCUCAUUGAAGGCCUGAGUACGUCCCACGAUGAAGCCGACGCAGUCGAGUGGCACCGCACACCGCGGAUACCCGAGGAACCAGAUUACUGCGAAAUGGGACCCCGGGAUAGGUUUAGUAAAUUGGGUCGCGAACCAGCGAGUCACUCCCGUACCUCCUCAAUAGCGGCCUCCGAGACCUCCCCAGAGAACGCCCACGACGGCUACCUCCCCAUGGCGCCCGAGUACCCCGCCGCCACUGACGGGUACCUCCCCAUGGCGCCACUAGACCACGGACUGGUGUCAGCGUCUAGCGGCUCUGUCUGCAGCGGGACACCGUCUACAGAUCCUCGGUUUAGUGAAUACCAGCUGGAGCCAGCCAUGUCCCACAUAAUAGACGCGGAUGAGCGCCCUCCUCGCGCCUACAGUGUGGGCUCGCGGCCCGUGCCACCGCGACCUGAUGUCACACGGCUUCGGGCCUACAGUGUCGGCGCCCGCAACAACAGAGUCAUACCUGCGCCCGUGCACAAAUCAGGUGCGCGCGCUUCCUCGUCCGCGCCGCUACUACCGCGGACGUCAGCUGAUGACCUCAUGGAACUAGACUUCUCGCAUCCCGAGCCCGCCCCGGCCAAGGUGAUCGUAUCCCGAACGCCUCCAGCGGCCGGCUUCGUGCACCCUCGGCCUUCAGUCCCGCGGCCGCACACGCGAGAAGAAGACAGCGCGGGCUACGUGGAGAUGCGGCCCGGAGCCCUGGGGCUCUCGCCUCCUCGCGUCGCUACUACGCCUGAUGGCUACGUCGAGAUGAAUCUUGGCUCUAGAACGCCCCUCCGGCCGGCAGUGCUGGCCUCCUCCCCGCAGACCCGGUCCAUACUGUCGGACACGCUUUUCCCCCUCACGCUGGAGUCGCCGGGGGAUAGCUCCUCGCCGGAACCGGCGCGGCCGCCGACGCGACCGGAGACUAAACCGGAUCCGGCGCCGGAGCAUCACCCGCUCACCACGCUCAGGGAGAUCUCCGAGGAGUGUCCAAGGAAAAGUCCCGAGCUAUCGUCGUCACCUUCGUACGUGGCGCUCAGCAGACAAACCAGCCGUGUUGACUCGGAGAAGCAAGGCAACCCGACCAUUGUCAAGGCGGGCGCAGCGUCGGGGCCGGCGCGCUUCGACCCGCGCCCCCCUUCCCCCGGGCUGCACUACGCCGCGCUCGACCUCGACCCGCGCGCCGCCGCCGCGCCCGCGCCGCCCCGCGUCUACACGCAGAUCGACUUCCUGCGCAGCGAGAAGCUCGCCGGCGCCAGCGCCGCCGCCGCCGACAACUAGCCCGCUCGCACUGCCGGUGCCGGAGACCACAGGUAGAGGGAGGGGGACAGCGGCGACUAUGGACCGCCACAGACAACUAACACGCCAGGGGGACAGUACGACGCACGUAUUAACAAGUGUUCUGUGUGAUUUUAUAGGCCGUGUCACUGUCGACUGUAACUGAUAUCCUGGCCCGCUCGCGCUGCCGGUGACAACAGGUAGAGGGAGAAGGAUAGCUAACGUGUAUGUGGACAUGACUACAGAUCGCCAUCUAUACCUAGCCCGUUCGCACUACUGGAGACGACGGGCAAAGGGAAAGGGAUAGCAUAAUGUGUAUGUGCUGUGGAUAAUUGGAUCGACUAUGGACCGCCACCGACAGCACAACGUGUAUUUAGAGGUGUUCUUUCUGUAAGCGUUAUUAGCGCGCGAACGCGUCACUGUCGACUGUGUGAUAAUGUCUCCUGGCCAGCUCGCUACUGUAGUUAGUAAGAGGGACUGCGUGUAAUAAAGUCACGCAAGCUCUGUCAACUAUGAGAAGCUCAUCAAUCACACUAUUACUACUACAGUGGGCCUAGCACAUGAUUGCCGCGGGAGUAUGUCGCCGCGAGAUAGAUGACACGUCUCUGUCUAACCAAAGAGGAUCAAGUAUUAAAGAGAAUUACUGUCGAAGUAAAAUGUGUAAUCACAGUGCAUAGACUGCCAUCUCUUGACACAGGCUUAAAAAUUUUGAACAGUUGAAAAUUUCGCCCAUAUUCUUAGCUUAGCUUGAUUAUUAUUCUUGAUUUGAUGUGUUAAAAUGUCAGCAUAUUAGCGUCAUCUAGCUGAGCGUACCCCAAAGGUGUAAUGCCAUCUAGUCCACCGCACAUCUGUAUGGUACUGAGGUACGUUUUUUUUCUUAGACUUUAUCUGUCUAUACGGAGUUAUAUAUGUCUUUGGUCUAACUGUAUUAAUGACAUAACAACGGGUAGUCUAUCUCGCAACGACAUACUCUCACGAGAAUCAUGUGCUAACCCCAGGCGGAGAGAGGAAGACGACAUGUAUAGUGUCCAGUUUUUGUAAUAAGCAUGUUGAUGCACGGAACAGCCCGUCGUUUAUUAUAUGCGUAUAGAUCUAGUGCGAAAAGUUUUGCCUUCGUAUUGUUACGGAAACGUUCGAACGUGUCAUGCUAUCUCAGUCAGUCUCAGUACAAGAUGUACUGACAUUGACUGAACUAGCAUGACAAAUACGAACGUUUCCGGAAAAAUACGAAGAAAACCGAAAUACGAAGAAACGUAUGUGUAAGCCUGCGGAUCACAAUUGUCGGUACAAGGCGAAGUUACAGUCGACUGCAACUUUGUGUUAAGUCGGUUAAAAUGAUUGAGAGAAUUGGCACGCGGGCAAGCGACUGUUUAAAUGAGAAGACUAAUUUGUAAAAUAUACGAAAGGAUAAAACUUUUCUAUUUAAAAAUCAAACUUAGGUUUCAGAACCCUAAAAUAAUCUGUAUUUGAUAUUUGUCAAAGCUUCUGACAUAACGCGUUCUAUUAGGUAUAAUGUAACCUAUAAAAUUACUAAAUUAAAAUGUUGAACAAUAAUGUGGUUAAUAAAACAUUUUAAACCAGAACUACAAAAUGCCUUUUAUCCGGGUCGUAAUUGAUUUUAAAAAUCUCCAUUUAAACAGUUCGCAGCGCCCAUUACGAGAGACUGUUGUUAAUGUAAGAUGAUAUCAAGAAUCGAUGUUCUAGCUUUGAAGAUACGGAAUCGAAGGGAGAUGGAAUACGAAAACGUAUAGUUUAAAAUGAUCCCAUCUCUCUCUAUUCUUGUAAGAGCGCCUGGCUAGAGUCAUAGUAAAAAGAAAAAAGUAGGAAGUUUCAAUGGAAAUUAUCGCGUGCAUGCUGCAUGUUGUAUGCCGUUGCCUGUGUCACUGUCCUACUUUUAUAUCUGUACUGUGUAAAGUAAAAUGUAUUCACAUUUAUUUUCUAUUUUUCAAGUUACGAAACGCUCUAAAUCUUCUCGCUAGCUUCUGAUACAAUUAAUUAUAUUUCGUUAUUAAUGUUAUUAAAAAACGGUACGCAUGUAUUAAAAAUAUCGAAAUUGAAUGUGCGAUAUCCAUUUUAAAAGUGUAUGUGUUUGUACAGCGGAUAUAAAAGAUGUUUUAGAAAGUAUGAUAAUUAUGUAACAUUAAUUUCGCUGGAAACUAAAGAAAUAUUUCUAUAUUAUUAAUUCAUCAUCAUUCAUAUUGCUAUGUAAUGUCCGAGACAAUUAAAGUAACGACUGGUAAUCUCCAUACAUAGUUAUUACUAGUAUUUUUUUUAAUUGUCUCUGGCAAUAUUAAUCGUUUAUUAUAAUUGUUCUAUACGUGUACUUAUAGUUAUUAUCGUCUGUCUAUAUUUAUAACUUGAAAUUACUACUUCUAGUACAAUAGCGGAAUGCAAAAAGCAAUAAAAAUAUAAAAUAAAUGUGCGCAGGUAACAACAGUGGCAAAGGAAAGAACAUAAAUAAUUUAAAAUAUAUAAAAUAACCUCCUAAGAUUUUGCAUACAAAUCAGAAUUAUACAUGAAUUUUAAAGCAGAACAAAAUAAAUUCAUAUGUAUAGCUUCAAAGGUUCAACCUUCGUUGUCUGUAUGUUUGUAGCAGGCCUUAGGAGGUAACAUAGGGAGUUGUAAAGCGAUUUUCAAAUUAAUUGUAUUUUUUUCUGCCAUGCCUCAACGAAACGGAAGCAUUGUCCAAAGCCGAGAGUCAUUCAUAAAGGACAAUGACUUAUUUUUCUAUUAGACAAGAGAAGGUUCCAAUGUUAAAAUAAACAUGCUGGAUAUCGCAUAUGUGCGACGUGUUAAAAAUUCUUAGAAAAAAGUGCAAAAAUGAAGAAAAUCGCUUAAGGCACUGGUCCCACCGCGAGCUAGUAAACUAUGAGCUAUCGGCUAUAAA